Messenger RNA from Manihot esculenta (cassava), 1587 nucleotides. Its product is annotated as zinc finger HIT domain-containing protein 2. The record is from RefSeq and is a predicted model, not a curated record. Lineage: Eukaryota; Viridiplantae; Streptophyta; Magnoliopsida; Malpighiales; Euphorbiaceae. The transcript is spliced from 5 exons. The coding region runs from base 184 to 1413 and encodes 409 amino acids.
CCAAACCCAAGCAAGCCGAGUCACAAGAUCACCCAGAAUUUUCUAGGGUUUUUGUGAAUUUUGAAUUUCUUUUUCUUUUCUUUUUUCCUUUCCCAAAAACCUUGAUAGUUGAAGUCGAUUUAUCAGAGCGAGAAAGCUCCAAGGUUGAUGCUGCUUUUGCUGUGGUUUUAGUGGGGUAGUAACAUGGCAGAAACAAACACAAUCCUCACCUCUGAGAAACAUUCCGUUCCUUCCCCUCUGAAUCCUCCCUCUCGCAUUAUCUGUCAUGUGUGUCAGAAGCAAUUUUCACUCUAUACGUGCCCUAGAUGCAAUUCUCGUUACUGUUCACUUCACUGCUACAAGUCGCAUAGUCUUCGGUGUACGGAAUCAUUCAUGAGAGAAAACGUAGUGGAGGAGCUUCAACAAAUGCAAUCUAAUGACGAAACCAAGCGGAAAAUGCUAGAGAUUUUGAAACGGCUUCAUCUGGAGGAGGAGAUGGAUAGCAUGGAUGAGGAGGAUGAUUGUCUUCUGUCUGAGGAGACUGUUCAAAAGAUUCUGUCUGGAGGUUCAAUCAGUUUUGAUGAUCUAUCUGCAGAAGAGAAGAAACUAUUCCAAAGGGCUGUGGCAUCUGGAGAACUUAGCAAGCUGAUUGAGCCUUGGGAUCCAUGGUGGUUGAAGCCUUCUGCGAGAACAAUCUCUCUCAGUAAGGAAGGGACUCAACUUGUCCAACCUGUUGUUGAGCAAUCACCUCAAGAUGAUGGUGUUGGAGGCCAGUCUUGCGAGAUACCUCCUGGCCCUGAAGCUCCUUUAACACCAAUUAAAAAGCUUCUUCCCUCUGCAGAACCAUCACCAUUGUUAGCUGUUCACUUGGUUGACAUUAUAUAUAGCUAUUGCUUUACACUACGGCUCUACAAUGGAGAUUGGCAAUCAGACGCCACAGGAUCAGCUAUGGUGGUGUUGAGUAUAUCAUCUGUCUUGAGUCAGGGAGGGCAACCAGAAACCGUGAUGGAAGCUCUGUCUUACUGCUUGGAACAAACUUGCUCUCCAAACUACAGGCAUAUGGGGGGAUUGCAAUUUGGAUUGGUUCUGAUCAACGAUGUGAUAAGCCUGCUAUCACUGGGGGGUCCUGCUUUAAUCUGUGCACUCUGUGAUCUGCGGAGACUAAUUCAGGCUGGGGAGAAGGAGGUGAAGGCUGAGAAAUCAAGAACUUCAAGAAGGUCAGAAAUAAGAAGCAAGCUGAAGGUUGCUGAUAGAAAGGUUUAUUUCAUUAUAUGUUGGGUGCAUGAGCAACCGGGGGAAGCUUGGUCUUCCUUAGCAGCCAUUGCAUCGGCAGAGAGAAGAAAAAUCGUGGUGUAUGGAAAAGAUGCAAAUUCGGCAAGAGUGAAGAAUAGUGCAGAGAGAAAAAGAAAAAAUUUAAUUGAGGAGAUGAAGUAAGCUAAUCAAUGUUGUAUGAUUGGUGCAAGUAAAUGGUGUAAAUGUAGUUUGUAUACACCUGGCUAACGCCAUUCACUGUGAACUAGCUAGGAUGAAUAAACUCCUGCACGCGUUGAAAAAGAAUGAACUCUGGUGUAAAUUAAGGCUUCUGCAAAUAGAUUGGAUUGCUAAUUA